Cherax quadricarinatus is the source of this 5715-nucleotide messenger RNA. NCBI's taxonomy places the organism in Eukaryota, Metazoa, Arthropoda, Malacostraca, Decapoda, Parastacidae. The record is from RefSeq and is a predicted model, not a curated record.
AUUUGGACAAUACCCUGAAGCAAACUUUGCCAAGGCAGGGGUACUCGCACUUUACAGGCGCUAGGGAAGAGUUUAACACACAGCCAGUACCCAGGAGAAUCCCACAUUACGAGGAGGAUCCAUUUUGGAAGAACAGACAAGAUAAUUUGGUUCAUGGCAGGGAUCAUCACACAGAUACAAGUUACCAUGACUAUAAAGGAAUUCACCAUGAACCAGAGCGAAUACCCACAGCCAAUCCUCGUGGAGCCUGGAACCAUGGGAGAAGGACCAAACAAUCUGGGAGAGGAGCACGUGGAAGAGUGGUGGCGAAAGCUGAACCUCCCUUAGUACUGGGUGGCAUCCCUCACUUAAAACGUUCCUUUGUUAUGAAUAAAAAUUCUGAUGAUCCUGAUACAUGUAGUGAGAAAGAAACUUUAGAUAAAGGAAAAACUGGAAGUGCAUGUACUUCAAGUAUGAUGACACCAAAUGUGGCUGGGGAAAAUAGUAGAAAUAAAAGCUCAGUAGGUUCAAUGGAAAGAGAUGCAGGCUGCAAAACUGAAAAUAAUUAUAAUGCUAAAGUAAGUGAAGCAUGGCCUCAGCACUCCAGCACUGAUAAUACCCAAAUUGCAGAUUAUAGACAAGAGGUUCCCAAGAGACAUAGUCAUGCCUGUGAGGAAUCUGUCAAUAUUCGUGGACUCCUGAAUGAGAGUAGGCAAGUACAUCAGGAGCUGAAUGUUGAAAAUAGUGCUGCUAAUGAAUCGCAAAAAGUGACUAACUACAACAGUGAAAGAAAUCAUAAUUAUGGCAAAGCAUAUGAAGACAAUAGUAGUGUUUGUCAACCAUCCAUAGCACCUUCACAGACUUCUGUGCCUGCCGAUACUGCUAAGCUGGAAAUGGAAACUGAACGCUACUAUGAUGAGCUGUUGGGAAAAGAAGAAUCUGAAAAGAAUGUGGCUGAGAAGCUGUCAGCAUCUCAAGUGGCUAAAAUCACCAUCAGCUACAAAACUGAUGAAGAACAAAAAAAAGCAGAAGAGGAGAGAAUUAAGGAAGUGGAACAAAGAGAAAAAGAACAACAGGCUCAAAUAGAAUCAGCUUGGUCAGUGUUACAUCAAUACUGGCAGUUUGUCAGAGAAAAUCCAUAUGAUUUUAAUGGAUGGACUUAUCUUUUGAAUCAUGUUGAGAGUAUGGAUAAUUUGGAAGUCGCACGCUCUGCCUUUGAUGGAUUCUUGCCACUGUAUCCUUAUUGUUUUGCUUAUUGGAAAAAGUUGAGCGACAUGGAGCUAAAACACAAUGACAUGAGGAGGUGCCUGGGCGUUCUUCUGAUUGGUACUGAAUGUGUGCCAUUUUGCACAGACUUGUGGGUGUCAUUGCUAAAUAAUAUGAUCAUGUAUGCCAAGCAGAUGGACUUUCCUCUUCAGUUGGUACGAGAGCUCUAUGAAAGUGGCUUGAACUGUAUGGGGCAAUCAUGGCACAGUUCAAGUCUGUGGGAUGCUUGUAUUAACUACGAACAAAAUAAUGGCAACCUUGUAACUGUUAUGGCUCUCUAUAGAAGACUGAUACAGACACCAACAAGAUUGUUUAAUAAACACUGGGAUCAUUUUUUAGCUCUAGUUCGAGAUCAUCAUCCACGUAGUCUUCUUCCUGUUGAAGAGUACCAGGCAUUACGCAAGCAAGCAUGUGAAGAGCUCAAAAUUAGGUACACACCGACAAGCCACAUGCCUCCCAAAACAAUUCAGAAGACUCCACAACCAGAGGAUAAACUGACUUCCUGUAUAAAGGAAAAGCUUGUGGCUUUAUAUAUCAAAACUCACGAGUGCAAUGAGGAGGAAGUGGACAAAAGAUGGAAGUUUGAGGAAAAAAUAAAACGACCAUACUUCCAUGUGAAACCUCUAGAUAAGAGACAGAUCAAGAAUUGGAAUGAGUACUUGGAUUUUGAGAUAGGUGAAGGAGAGCCUUUAAAGAUUAUACCAUUGUUUGAACGAAGUUUAGUUGCAUGUGCACUCUAUGAAGACUUUUGGUGUCGUUAUGCUCUCUACAUGGAGAAGCACACACAAAAUGUUUUGGACGAAAAAGAGAGAGAUUUAGCAAGUGAUAAAGAUACAGGGAAUGAUGGAUAUGAAAAAGAAUGUGAAGAUAAAAAGAACACAGAAAUUACAGUGCCAGAAAGUGUAGAAAAUGAUGAAGAAAAUAAUAAUGCAGGAAAACAUCAUGAGGCUAACAAAGAGGAAGAUAGUUUAGAUGGUGAAAAUAUUGAAAAACAGGUAAAUGAUAAAAGUAUCGAUGUUAAAAAUGUUAAAGAUGAUACAGUGGUGCGGGGCUCUGAUGUGAAAGUUGACAAAAACAUUGUGAGGGACUUGAGAGUUGAAAGCCAUGAUAACAAUGAUUCUACUAUUGGUAGUGAUUUGGUGAAAAUGAACCUAAGAGAGCAGUUACAAACUAGUGAAGUAGGUGAUGGACAAAAUAAAGUGGCAACAGAAAUUAUACAAGUUGAAAAUGAGAGACAAAUUGCAAAAAAGACAGAGCCCCCUACCUUAGAGCAACUGAAGAGUGAACUGUGUUCUGACUUGAACAUUAGUGAACGUGUGUUAAAGUGCCCCCCGCUCACCCCUCAGUGGAUUAAGAGUGGGGUGAGCUGGGAGGACGUGAGGCGUAUAUACCGCCGUGGUGCCUGGAUUCAUUGUCCCAGUAAACCAGGCAUCCUCAUGCAAUGGGCAGAGUUCGAGGAGACACAAGGAAACUUGGACACAUCUAGAGAACUUCUCAAUACUGUCAUUACUAAGUACCCAACGCUGCUUAAGGCCAGGAUGUACCUGAUAGAGCUGGAGCGUCGGGCAGGUUGUUAUCAACGAGUGGAAGAACUGUAUGCAGAGGCAUCUCGCACAUUUACCCAACCACGCCAGCGCUCAUGGUUGGCCAUCAAAUACGCUCGCUUUCUCUUUAAGAUAUUACUGGAAGCCGACAGAGCUUUAGCAGUCUUGCGCAAAGCUCUGAAAAAAGAUCGAGGCAAUGUACACCUUUAUCAUCAUGUGUUUGAUAUAUGUUACCAGCGACAGCCUCUUGACUGUCAGGGAGUGUUGGCAUCUGUGUUGCUGGCUCUUGCCUCAAAAGAACUCUCUGUGUCUGACAAACACUGGUUUGCACAUAAGAGAGUUGAAUUUCUUAGAGAACAUGGAGAUAUAAAAGAGCUGAAGAAGGCACAACAGGAACUUGCAGAAUUAAAGGAAUUAGCAGAUAAAAUUAAUUUAACAGUUAAGCAAGAGAAUGUGAAGCAGCAGGAAAGUGAAGAGUUAAAUACAGAAACAAUGAAGAGCACUGAAAAUAAAACUGAAAAUAAAGAUAGUAAAUGUGGUGAAGAUAAAGAGACUGUUGUGGCAUCAACAGCAGAAUCAUCAGAACCAAAAGAUGAUACAACUGAUGCACUUCCUAUUCCUGUUAAUUUUUCUGAUCCUCAGCUAAACCAGCAAUUUCCUGUGCCUUAUUUUGCUGCUGAUGGAGCUAUUACAUACAACCCGAUGGCAGGGUAUGGAUAUGGUCACUCAGAUCCAAAUCAAGCCCUGCCAACAGCUCAGGAGAUAGUCCAAGGUGGCACACAGGACACACAACAACAAAAGCCUCGAGAAGAGUACCAUAAGGUCCCACCAACCUGGGAAUUUGAAAUUCAAACUGGCUCCUAUGGAUAUGGGAAGUCAGAAGAGCACCGGUGGCACCAGGAAGAUGGAUACCAUCAGUACAAUGAUCUUCUUGCUAGUGGCUAUCCUCAGCACCUAAAGGAUAAGGAGAUUGAAGAGGUAAAAAUUCCAUUCCCCAUCAAUAUAGAGCACUUGCGUAGGCGAGCUGGAGAUCAAGAUCCUGCUCAUCUACCAGACAUGAGUCAGCCACCCCCAUCAGCAGCAGGAGGACUUCCACCAAUCUCUGCUACCACACCUACAACAAUGACUUCAUGUUUACCACCACAUAAAUUUACCAGGCCCCCACCAUCUUUGGGUUUAGGACCUCCUGGGUUGUUUCCCCCAGGUUUUGGACCACCUCCUAAUCAAAUGGAUGCACUGCCCCCUGGAGAUAGCCGCCUGUACUCAGUGGACUCUCAGCAUCGACGCUUUGACAGUCCUACCCAUUUUGGCAAACGGAGGCACCUAGAUGAUUACAGUGUAAAAGGUGAGCCACCCUACAAGAUGCACUGCAUGGAUAAUUUUGAUCUUGGCCAACAGUACCGACCUGAGUAUGAUACCAAUUAUACAGCUUCUCCUGGUCCUAGUGCUCCACCAACUCACAGAGCUGAUUAUGGGUCCUACAGUACCAACAUUCAGUCGUAUUCUCAGUAUACACAAAAAGAUGAUGAGCAUCUCAGAAAGAACCAUGAUGAGAGGCAUGACCUACCUCUUUGCAGGGAUAGUCCAGAGCUCUCCAGGUUUAAUGAGUCAAAUAGAUAUUCUCUUCGUGAUGCCAACAGUUUUGACCUUCCUCUUCCAAAAGAGUUAGAUGCCAAAGAAGCAGAGAGAUUGUGUGCUAAUGUCCCUGACUGGCUGAUACAAGAUGGUGGAGAGUUGUGUCUUAGUGACACUGAGAGGGGCAUCUCCCUUAUUCGCUACUGGCCAAACUUCAUGACCCAGAAGGGAGAGAAGACAAUUUUCCGCAUUCUGAGGAAAGGACUUAAGUGGCACCAGAGACGAGCGAUUACUGAUGGGCAGUGGCAAAAUCUCCCUCACUUGCUGUCCUGGAUUGGCCCAUGUGACUACUCUUAUUCAGGUGUUGUUUUGGAGAAGAAUACAAACUGGUUGCCUGAGAUUGUUGAUCUUCUACAUAGGCUAAUUCGAUAUACUGGUAAUCAAUACAACAGCUGCAUCCUUAAUCUCCAUCGUAAUGGAUAUGACCACGUAGCUUGGAUGGAGGAGCGCCACCCUGCUUUACGUGAUAAUCCCUCCAUUGCAUCUGUAUCACUUGGGUCAUCUAGAUUGUUUGAAAUGCGAAGAAAGGAUGGACGAGGAUUUCUGCGUUUUCCCCUUUUCCCAGGGUCUCUGCUUCUUAUGGAAGGAGCUACUCAGGAGGACUGGCAACAUCAGUUUCCAAAGGAGCCCAACGUUCCUGGUGAAAGGAUACACAUGACCUUCCGCAAGUUGUACAUGAUUGAGGGUUUAACAGUGUGAUACCGUAUUGUCUUUACAAUUUUACUAGCGUAUUGUAUUAAUGUUGGUAGAAUUACCGACAAUAUGUUAAAUAAAAAGACAGGUGCAACAUUUUAUUGUGGCAACAUUUGGUUCUCCAGGAACUUUGUCAAACUGUUAUGUAAUGGCUUGACAAAGCUACUGGAGAGCGAAACGUCACAAUAAAAUGUUGCAUUAGUUGCACUUGUCCUUUUACCUAAUUUUACUAGCACUAUGCUAGCACAAAUUGAAUACUAUUUUAAUAUAAUUAGUCUGUAAAGGAAGUACAUUAGUUUUGUAGCUUAAUUCCUUUUGUUCUAUACCUUCUUAAAACACUCUCCAAUAAUUUUUACACAUUUUAAUGGGUUACAAUCAUUAAAUAGUGGAAACAAAAUUUUAUAUUGUUCAACUAUCACUUAUAUACUUGACCUACUCAGAUAAAAUUAUGUAUAAAAGUAAAGUGAAAUGCACGAGAAAGGAGUUAAGCAGAUAAAAUGAAAGGUGAAAAGACAAUCAAGGAAAACGGAUGACUUAGGCAAACAUACAUAUUACUAUUACCAAUAGUUUUUUAAUUUAAAUAAAGUAUGUAGAUUAA